GCACAAGCCAUUACAGCGAAGGGAGCUUCGUACGGAACUGGGAAAAGGUUUGGCUAUUCCACUGGGAAUCCCAUGAACAUGGGCAUUUGGCUCCUGCUGUACCUUACCCCCAUGGUACUGGCUGUGGAAGAGGUGCUUCUGGACACUCAGUUGGAACAGGACGAGCUGAACUGGCUGGUGACGCCUGAAGGAGGGUGGGAAGAGACAGUGGCUGUGGAUAAACUGUUCAACAUGAUGCGAACUUAUCGAGUCUGCAACGUGGACAGGCCCAACCAGGACAAUUGGUUGCGGAGUGCCUACAUCGCCCGCAGGGAGGCCCAGAUGGUUUAUGUGGAUCUGCGGUUUACCGUCAGGGACUGUGGCUCCAUCCCUGGCACUGACGGAUCCUGCCGGGAGACCUUUGCCCUGUACUAUGGUGAGGCAGACUCUGACAGUGUGUCCUCGGCCAGCACAGCUGCCCUCCUGAAGGCCACCUAUGCCAAGGCCCGGGACAUCACCGCUGAGCAUGUCUUUGCCCUCAACAGGAUGGGCAAGGUGAACAGGGUGACCGUGCCCAUUGGGCCCCUCACCAGGGCCGGCUUCCACUUGGCGUUCCGGGACCGGGGUGCCUGUAUCAACCUCCUGUCUGUGAGGGCCUCCUUUCGAAAGUGCCCGGAAACCAUCGCCAACUUGGCCCGCUUCCCCGAGACCGUGGCGGGGCCCAGCCUCAGCUCACUGGCCGUGAGCCCAGGCACGUGCGUGGCCAACGCUGUGGAGACCUCCGUUCCCGUGAAGCUGCACUGCGCCAGCGAGGGAGACUGGGUGGUGCCCGUCGGCGGCUGUGCAUGCAGGCCUAGUUACCGCAGCAAUGAGGAGCUCACUGCUUGCACAGAGUCUGAAGAACAAGCAAUGGUCUUCAAGCUGGGGUCAGAGCAGCGUCCUUCCCAGCAUGCUUUGGCCCCCUCCUGCGGCCAUUUGGAAAGGCUGCUGCGAGGCAAUCAGCGACAGUUGGAAGAGCAGGCCCAGGCCUUGAGUCACCUGACCCAGGCUGUGGAGGCCCUCAACUCUACCCUGCUCGGUAUUUCACACAGACUUCACCUGCUCCUGAGCGACCCUCCUGAUACACUGCCAGACCGGGCGAUUGCUCCCAACGUCAAUGGCGGAGAUGAAGAUUGAGCCUCGCUGACCUCACCUUGCCAGACUGCAACACUUCUUCGGGCCUCCAGACGUCAGUGACAGCAGGGUAAAUGAAACCUCAGAGGCUGCCAAAAAUCCACUCUCCCUUCCCUCCUCUCCCCACGUUCACUCACUUGCAAAGCCCCAGCAGCUAUGAGGUACAACUGUCCCUCCAGCGAUUCCUCUUCCCCUCCAAUGCUCUGAGUGGCCAACUGAACAGCAAGGUAACCAUGGCAACUGGGCAGCUGCCAUCUUGAAAUGCUAACAACCUUAGCAUGAGUCCACAUCCAACAUACCCCAAUACCCUACACAGGCUGCAAGCAGGGAAAGGAGGAAAAGAAGCAGUGCAAAGCCAAGGGACUAUUAUAUAAUCCAGAGGGCCAGCUGAUGUCCUGCCAUGGCAGAUGGUGGAAUUUGAAUUCAAUUAAAAUAUCUGGAAUUGAGAGUCUAAUGAUGACCAUGGAUCCAUUAUUGAUUGUUGGAAAACCCUAUCUGGUUCACUCAUAUCCUUUAGGGAAGGAAACAUAGAACAUAGAACAAUACAGCGCAGAACAGGCCCUUCGGCCCUCGAUGUUGCGCCGACCUGUGAACUAAUCUAAGCCCCUCCCCCUACUCUAUCCCAUCAUCAUCCAUAUGCUUAUCCAAGGACUGUUUAAAUGCCCCUACUGUGGCUCAGUUAACUACAUUGGCAGGCAGGGGCGUUCCACGCCCUUACCACUCUCUGAGUAAAGAACCUGCCUCUGACAUCUGUCUUAAAUCUAUCACCCCUCAAUUCGUAGCUAUGCCCCCUUGUACAAGCCAAUGUCAUCAUCCUAGGAAACAGACUCUCACUGUCCACCCUAUCUAAUCCUCUGAUCAUCUUGUAUGUCUCUAUUAAAUCCCCUCUUAGCCUUCUACUCUCCAAUGAGAGCAGACCCAAGUCCCUCAGCCUUUCUUCAUAGGGCCUGCACUCCAGACCAGGCAACAUCCUGGUAAAACCCCACUGCACCUUUUCCAAUGCUUCCACCUCCUUCCUGUAAUGGGGCGACCAGAACUGCACGCAAUAUUCCAAAUGAGGCCGCACUAGCGUUUUGUACAGUUGCAGCAUGACAUCACGGCUCCGGAACUCAAUCCCUCUACCAAUAAAACCUAACACACCAUAAGCCUUCUUAACAGCACUAUAAAUCUGGGUGGCAACUUUCAGGGAUCUAUGUACAUGGACACCAAGAUCCCUCUGCACAUCCACACUACCAAGAAUCUUACCAUUGACCCAGUAUUCUGCCUUCCUAUUAUUCUUCCCAAAGUGAAUCACCUUACAUUUAUCUGUAUUAAACUCCAUUUACCACCUUUCAGCCCAAUUCUUCAGUUUAUCCAAGUCUCCCUGCAAACUGCAACAUUCUUCCACACUGUCCACCACUCCACCCACUUUAGUGUCAUCUGCAAACUUACUAAUCCAUCCACCUAUGCCUGCGUCCAAGUCAUUUAUAAAAAAUGACAAACAGCAGUGGUCCCAAACAGAUCCUUGAGGCACACCACUAGUAACUGGACUCCAGGCUGAAUAUUUUCCAUCAACCACCACUCGUUGCCUUCUUACAGAAAGCCAGUUUCUAAUCCAAACUGCUAAAUCUCCCUCUAUCCCGUGCCUCUGUAUUUUCUCCAAUAGCCUACCAUGUGGAACCUUAUCAAAGGCUUUACUGAAGCCCAUGUACACCACGUCAGCUGCCCUACCCUCAUCCACAUGCUUGGUCACCUUCUCAAGAAACUCAAUGAGGUUUGUGAGAUACAACCUGCCCUUGACAAAUCCAUGCUGACUUCGGGCAGCACGGUGGCUCGGUGGUUAGCACUGCAGCCUCACAGCGCCAGGGACCCAGGUUCGAUUCCAGCCUCAGGCGACUGUCUGUGUGGAGUUUGCACAUUCUUCCCGAGCCUACAUGGGUUUCCUUCGGGUGCUCUGGUUUCCUCCCACAGUCCAAAGAUGUGCAGGCUAGUUGGAUUGGCCAUGCUAAAUUGCCCGUAGU
Messenger RNA from Stegostoma tigrinum, 3152 nucleotides. Its product is annotated as ephrin type-B receptor 3-like. Gene Ontology annotation, biological process: axon guidance. Gene Ontology annotation, molecular function: protein binding; transmembrane-ephrin receptor activity. NCBI's taxonomy places the organism in Eukaryota, Metazoa, Chordata, Chondrichthyes, Orectolobiformes, Stegostomatidae. The record is from RefSeq and is a predicted model, not a curated record. The coding region runs from base 73 to 1155 and encodes 360 amino acids. The transcript has 4 exons. Gene Ontology annotation, cellular component: neuron projection.